This is a messenger RNA of Verticillium dahliae VdLs.17, 1512 nucleotides long. RefSeq names its product PHO85 cyclin-6. Gene Ontology annotation, biological process: regulation of cyclin-dependent protein serine/threonine kinase activity. NCBI's taxonomy places the organism in Eukaryota, Fungi, Ascomycota, Sordariomycetes, Glomerellales, Plectosphaerellaceae. Gene Ontology annotation, cellular component: cyclin-dependent protein kinase holoenzyme complex; nucleus. The record is from RefSeq and is a predicted model, not a curated record. The coding region runs from base 1 to 1512 and encodes 503 amino acids. Gene Ontology annotation, molecular function: protein kinase binding; cyclin-dependent protein serine/threonine kinase regulator activity. The transcript is spliced from 2 exons.
AUGGCAGCUGUAAUCGGCGACUACAUUUCCGACCACCCUUCCCACUUUCACACCAUGAUAGCCUCGUCAGGCCUGUCCCGCCAGCACUCUCACGAUUCGCGAUACCGAUCAGCCAGCCAUUCUCGAGACUCACCUUCCGCCCGCCGCCCGUCCGCCAGCCCGCGAUACCAACCUGCCGUCAGCACCGCGUCCGUCUCGCGCCAGAUCGUGCAAGACAGGAAACCCACCGACCCCCCAGAGAAGCGAACCGCCACCACGGAUAGCGCCUCACGAUUUCCGACCCCUCCAUCGUCCUCCUCUCCUAGCCACACCGUCGCCAACGCUGGAGCCCAGCAUGCUAGCGACCGCGGCAUCGCAUCACAGGCUCAAAGCGCCACACACUCUGGCUCCACCACCGUCGUAGGGCCCUCCACCACCAUGGCUCCCCAUCAGCAACAGCCCUCGCCCGCUUCGGACGUUCAGCCAACCCUCACCACUUCGUCUCCGAACGACAGCUACCUCGUUGACGCGACGUCCCCGCUGGAACCGCCAUCAGGCCAGACGAUCCAGGUCCGAGACCUUGCCCAUAUUCAGAGUCUGGCGCGAGCCGACAUGAUCAACGGCAGCGGCAUUUUGAACGAUGCCCCUGCCCAGCAGGUCAAGUACGAGAUCAGCGGCAUGCCCAUUGGCGACAUUAUCGAGAUGGUGGCGGCGCUGCUCACGAAGAUCACAACCACCAACGACCUGCAGCACGACGCACUGCAGCGCAACGUUGCGCACCAGCAGCAGGCCAACCAGAACGGCGAGGCUGGCAGUGGAACCCAGAUGAGCCCGCUCAGUACCUCGGUGCUCGCUUUUCACGGCAAGAACGUCCCCGCCAUUACAAUUCUGAGCUAUCUGUCUCGCAUUCACAAGUACUGUCCGACAACGUACGAGGUCUUCCUCAGCCUCCUUGUCUACUUUGACCGUAUGACGGAGAGGGUAAACGAGAUGGUGGUCAAGAACGAGGAGCAGCGACAGGCCAACCCUGAGCCUGCGCCCGCCGAAGCUUCCAAGUCGAUCGACGUGGACAUGGAGGAUGAUGGAGAGAGCGACGAGAGCGCUGAAACAGACUCGGACCUCGCAGACGACGAUGACGAUGACGACGAGACGCCUUCGAGUGCGAAGCGGCGCGACAGUGAAAAGGGACCGAUCAUCACGGGCGCGGAUCCCGGACCGAAUAUCGGACCUGCCACUUAUUUUGUGGUUGACAGCUUCAACAUUCAUAGGCUGAUCAUUGCUGGGGUGACUUGCGCAAGCAAGUUCUUCUCGGAUGUGUUCUACACAAACUCGAGAUACGCCAAGGUUGGUGGAUUGCCUCUCGCCGAGCUUAACCACCUCGAACUUCAAUUUCUUCUUUUAAACGACUUCCGACUUGCGGUCCCCGUCGAGGACCUCGAGGCCUACGCCACCAUGCUUGUCGAGUUUUACGCUCGCGAGGUGGUGGUGCCACAGCAGUCGCGACCCGCAGCAGCGGCCGCGGAUGACGCCUAG